AUGCGUCAACCCGGAGAUUUGGGCUUUGCUGCGAGGGCUGGCGGCGGAAUCAGCAAUCCUGCAAGACAUCGCUUCACAGUGCUUCCUUCAUUGAAAUUUGAAGUCGUUUUGGCGUGCCUGCUUGGCGUGCCUUACGCCGUCGUUGCCACGUUGCUGUGUAUGUGUGACGAUUGGUCCACCCGCACUGCCUUCCUGCUAUCCACGUGCUUUCCUCUGGCAAUUACAAGCUACUCUGCCCUUCCUAAGUUGGUGAAAGCCCUCCAGUUGAAAGGCCUCUGCAACAUCAAUUUGCACCAGAAAGAAGGUUCUGAAAGAGUGGCCGAGCCAGGAUCGCUCUGGGCAUGUCUUCUCUACUUGAUUUACCUCGUCGGCCUUGGCGCUGCAAACGCCGGCCCAAACGAUAUCGCUAUAUUCAACUGCGCUUUGGUCGCAAUCACAACGCUGACUAUUCUUGGACUUGUUGACGACAUCGUGCAGCUCGGGUGGUUCUCAAAGGUGGCCGUCCCUGGCAUUGUUGCUAUACACAUAUGCAAAGCGUUUCCACGCGAAACCGUGCUCACGGUUCCGCGAGUACUGCCUCUUAUAGGGGGGCAUGCGAUCAACAUCGGCAGUGCGUACUACGCAUCGUUGGUGCUUCUGGCGAUAUUUUUCGUAAACGCCAUCAACAUAUACGCUGUGGGCGAAUCCGCGAUCAUUGCCAUCUUCGUGGUGGCGCACAACUGCCUCGAAUUAUCACAACUUAUUGGUGCGCAUAAUGGACUGGAAGCUGCCGCAUCGCUGGAGAGGCACCUGGUGUCGCUAAAGCUAACACUGCCGUUCCUCGCGGUGAGCGCAGGACUGCUGUGUUACAACUGGUACCCGGCAUCCAUAUUCGUAGGAAACAUAUACACUUCAAUGGCGGUAAUUACCCAGGAAUCUUUCCCAAAUAAAGUUCAGGGGGCGUUGUUGGCCGCAAACGCGUUGUUGUGCGGGACUUCUGCGCUUAUGUUGCUCCUCUUCCUCCCGCAGAUAGCUAAUUUUGUAUUGUCUAUACCUCAGGUGUGUUAUAAAUGGCUGCAAGCGAUACACAUCUGUGUAGCUUAUCGGAAUCAAGCACUGUCCGCGUUUCAGGACCCCGUGGUAAGUUAUGUGCCGGAUCUCUUGGAAUACUCCAAUAACUACACACUCCUCAACGCGCUACUAUGGCUUCUCGGCCCCAUGGCAGAGCGCGAUUUGUCUGUCCUUUGCCUCGGAAUCCAAGUGCUUUGUUGCGUGAUAGGACUCGCAGUGUAUCAUUUUGCAGUUAAACAUAAUGUCUAA
Messenger RNA from Babesia bigemina, 1299 nucleotides. Its product is annotated as N-acetylglucosamine-1-phosphate transferase, putative. The transcript has 8 exons. The record is from RefSeq and is a predicted model, not a curated record. Gene Ontology annotation, biological process: protein N-linked glycosylation; dolichol-linked oligosaccharide biosynthetic process. Gene Ontology annotation, cellular component: membrane. Bases 1 to 1299 code for a protein of 432 amino acids. Gene Ontology annotation, molecular function: UDP-N-acetylglucosamine-dolichyl-phosphate N-acetylglucosaminephosphotransferase activity. NCBI's taxonomy places the organism in Eukaryota, Apicomplexa, Aconoidasida, Piroplasmida, Babesiidae.